AUGGUUACUGACUCGACCACCUCCAUCUAUAAUCUGGUUCCACUUUCUGCCAUGGCCGCCAAAUGCUUGUGGAUAUGCUUCAAUGGAAGUAGCAGAGGCGAAAGUUUCUUUCGGUUUCCUUUUGUUUUAGAGCUCCGAAAUCAGAAUAGAAUCUCUGAAUACAUGACAUUUAAUUUGAUAAAAGGCUACAACAUGAAUGAACAAAUUAAGAUUAACCUUGAUUUGUGUUUCAAUUAUAGCCAGCGCUUUGUCGGUGCCGUUAACGGAGUUCUUGUACUGGGAAUCAUUGCUUCUUUCACUGCUCUUGUGUCUGUUGCAAGUGGAGGCCUAGAGUGGGAUGCUCUUCUGAAAGCCAACUUUGCAGCUGUUCCUAUGAGUAUACCAAUAUUUGCACUGUCAUUUGUUUACCAGAAUGUUGUCCCAGUUCUCUGCACAAAUCUUGAAGGAGACAUGUCAAAAGUAAGGACUGCUAUUUUUCUAGCAACUGCAAUUCCACUUGGUUUAUUUCUUGUGUGGAAUGGUGUUAUUUUAGGAUAUAUUUCGAAUUCAGAUCAGAUGAUAGAUCCAUUGCAACAAUUGCAAUCUAGUAACGGAGUUGUUGGACCAAUAGUUGAGGUGUUCUCACUUCUUGCCAUUGCAACAUCUUAUAUUGGAUUCAUUUUGGGCCUUUCCGAUUUCCUGGCUGAUUGUGAGUUUUCCUUCACCAUUGAUCUCACGUAA
Hibiscus syriacus is the source of this 720-nucleotide messenger RNA. Its product is annotated as tryptophan-specific transport protein-like. NCBI's taxonomy places the organism in Eukaryota, Viridiplantae, Streptophyta, Magnoliopsida, Malvales, Malvaceae. The record is from RefSeq and is a predicted model, not a curated record. Gene Ontology annotation, biological process: amino acid transmembrane transport.